GUGGCAUGUCUAAGAUACUAUGGGUACCACAUAGGAGUAUUAAUGGCUGAGUCCGCCACAUGCUAUUAUAAGCAACCCACUCCCACACCUAAGCAGUGGGUCCGGCAGAAACACACAGAGGGGGAGUUGUGUGAAUGGACGGAGGGAUAGAGGCAUUGAGAGGGAGAGAGAAGGGAUCAAUCUCAGUUACCCAACUGAACCUGGAGAACAACAGAAGAUUAGCUCCUUACGCACGCUGUAAGUGAUCCGAGAAUAACCCAGAUUACAGGCGUGUGUGUGUAUUUGUAUGUGUUUGUGUGUGUGUGCUGUAGCCGUCUAUGUGUUAACCAGGUGAUAACACAGACAGAUCCCUAGGUCUUGUGUCAACCUACCCAUGCCUUGGCUGUGCUGUUGUGUGCCUGUGGUGCCUGCAUACAGAGCACAAAUAUCCCUUUUGUUUAUGAGAAUUGGUGUCAUGAUAAGUUAUAUUUCUUAUUGUAUAGGGCGGGUAAGGUCAUACAUUGCCUACAGUAGGCUAUGUUUAUGUCCCCAUUUGCUUCCAUGGGGUAUCCAGUGACUAUCCUGGAGGUGACACAGCGCAAGGCAUUUAGUGGCGACAGGCAGGUUGGUCUGGCCCAGAGUAUAUUUAGCUGUCUUCCUCAGACACUCUAUAUAUGGCCAGUGUGUCAGCAGUGCUACCAAACUCACCCUGCAAAACCCUGAAUGCUCACAUGCACAGGGGAUAGACAGGGAUAUACAUACAUUAGAGGGUGGAAAUGUUGUGUGUAUUGUCUUUUGUCUACAGCUACUUUACAUGAUUGUGGCUAUACUUUAGUUAUAUUGUCAGUUUGAGGAGUAAAGUAGAAGUGUUUGCUCUCUAGGGGGUUAAUUGGUGUCUUCGCCAUAUGCUUGCACCGUUCCAAUCCUUGUAGAUCUAUACCAAGAGCCUAGGCCUUGGGGCUUGUGGUGGGUUUGGAAGUGGGCACAGCUAUCCUCGGGAAGGGUUCAGCGUCAAACCCAUAUGACUCCCUCACAUUUCUCUGAUGUCAUCUUUACGUGGAUAUAGGAAGAGAGGUGUUGAAUGUUGUCCUGUGGUAGACACCUGAUCUGGGCAAAACCAGUAUUCUUCCAUAGCCCCAGGUUCAUUCUUCAAAUGUAUAAAUCUUGUUACACUGCAUUUACUACAGUUGAAAUAUUUUGUUAUUUGAUAACAUUAUGUUGAGAUAUGAUUUCUGUUUGUCAUUGAUACAGAAACAUGAUCAGAACUUAAAAUAUCGUACAUCACAAACCACAUCACAGACUGAAAUACACAAUUUACUGAUGGCCUCUCUCUCUCUCUCUCUCUCUCCUUCUCCCCUCUCUCUCUCUCACUCUCUCUCCUGCAGAAGAUGGCGCUCCCCACUGUGAUGGUGCUGCCCAUGCUGAUCGUGGUGGCUGCUGGGAUCUACUACAUCUACAACGAGAUCAUCCAGUACAUGUCCAAGUCCAUGGUCAAGAACAAAGUGGUGGUCAUCACUGAUGCUGUGUCAGGAGUGGGAAGUGGUGAGGAUUUGAUAUUCUUAUUCGUAAUUCAAUCUCAAUUCAAAUGGGGAUAUUUGAAUGGACUGUAUAAAUGCAUCACCAUUCAAAAAUAGCCUGGGAAGAAUAACAGUCUAUUAAUGCUUUGAUCAAGUAUAGCCAACAAUGUAAUGUUGUUCAAUGCUGAAACAGAGGACUGGGUAAAUACCACAGUUGACUAAAUCCAUCCCUCUCUCUUUCUCUCCCGUUCCUCUCUCCCUUUCCAGAGUGUGCUCGUCACUUCCAUAAGGGUGGUGCCAGGCUGAUUCUGUGUGGGGCCAGCUGGGACAAGAUGGAGUCUCUGUACGACACAUUGACCAGUGGGGCUGACCCCAGAGUGGUGAGUAACACUAAUAGGGGCCCUCCUUGGUGGCCUUGAGCAAAAGGAGAGUUCCAGUUAAAGUUCUUAUCAUAGUUUUGUGCUCGCCUGUUGUCUCUAUCUCGCCAGUUACCGCUCCUGCUUCCUCUUCUGGUGGCAGACAAUGGCAGGAUAUCCCAUCUGACAGUGCACUGUCCUCUGGGUAUCUCUCCUGCACAGGGCAGAGCAGUGGUGUGUUCAUGGAAAAAUAACAGAUGUCAUCAACAUGAACACUAGAAAAGGGCGAUAUGAUGAUGAGCAAAGACAUAAGCUAUUUGGAGUGUUAGGGUAAAAGGUAAAUGUGUAAGAGGAGGUUAAAGUUAGAGUUAGCGAUUAAAUCAUCCUUUCUUUCAAGCACAACUACAUACUUUAGUGCUGGCUGUCUUCAGACCUUCACACCCAUGUUGCUAUUAUAUUGCUUACUGUAAAAGUCUACGUAACAGUAUAAAAUCCCUCUCCUGUCCUUCCUUCUCUCAUCCAUAUGUCCUUUUCUUUUGCAUCCCUCUCUCCUCUGCUCAGACGUUCCCUCCCAAGCUGGUGCUGCUGGACUUCAGUGACAUGGACAGUAUGCCUGAGGUGGUGAAUGAGGUGGUGGAGUGCUACGGCUGUGUGGAUAUCCUGGUGUGUAACAGCAGCAUGAAGCUGAAGGCCCCCGUACACACUGUCUCACUGGAGCUGGACAGGAACAUCAUGGACAUCAACUACUUUGGACCCAGCACCUUGGCCAAAGGUAUGAAGGACUUUUCACAGGAGGAAAACACAUUGUGUGUUGCAGGUGAUUGUUUCAGUUAUUGAUUGAUUGAUGUUGCAGGUGUCCUUCCAGCUAUGAUGUCUAGGAGGUCUGGUCACAUUCUAUUGGUCAACAGCAUCCAGGGCAGACUGGCUAUCCCCUUCAGAACCUCCUGUAUGGAUGCAUUACACAUUCCCCUGUUGCAUUCCACACGCUUUCUAUGAGAUGAAAAACCUUUUGCACUUUCUUAAGAGGGACUUGUAGUUCUCACAGUCUGGUGCACAGGAUUCCUGAACAGUACAGUUCAAGAUAAUGAUUAGGCACAGUAUCUCUUCUGCAAUGUAUGGAAUGAGCCUCAGCAAUGGGUGAGUCGCAUCCUGUUUAUGUGUGUGUGUGUGUGUGCGGGUGUUAUUUCAGACUCUGCCUCAAAGCAUGCGGUGCAGGCGUUCUUUGACUGCCUGCGAGCGGAGGUGGAGGAGUAUGGGAUAAUAGUAAGCACUAUCAGCCACACCUUCAUCAACGCAGCUCCCCCCUCCACCACCCCCGCUAAACCUCAGAAGGGCCUGCCCACAUGUGAGUACAUACACACAUACUGUACAUACAGCUCUCUCUGUCUAGUGUCUGCAAACACAUGCAUAUACACCUAAUGGUUUCCAAAGAAAACUGUGGCGGCAGUAUAUGAGUACAGACUGACACAUAUACACAUUCAUAGACUUGAGUCUAUAAUGAUUUUCAGACUAAAUCAUUAGGCAAUAUACCAUAUAUGCCGAGAAAAAAACGAAGCAUAUUCAUUAUGAUAAUUCUGAGGUCUUCAGUUGGACCCUGUUAUGUUAUGCUAGCUCCUGUCUUGCUCCUUCUCUCUUCAGUUGGCGUGUGCCCGGCCGAUCUGGCCAAUGAGAUCGUGCGAACGGUGAGCAGGAAGAAGAAAGAGGUUUUGCUGGCCCAUCCCAUCCCCAGGGUCGCUCUCUACCUCCGCUCCUUCUUUCCCUCUUUCUUCUUUGCCGUGGUUGCUGCUGGAGUGAAGGACUCUGCCAUGGCAGAACAGAUGUAGUAGAAGGAAGGGAAGAGAGAAGAAGAGAACAGAGACAAUUAAAGAAGGACAAUAGAAUGUAUAGUGUAUUAUGGCAUAAUGCAAUGCAAUGAAAUCUAACCCAUCAGGGGCAAUUUAGAAGCCUAUAGUCUACAUGGACAUGGCCUCUGAUGUCAUUUCAGUGUGCCUUGGGUCCUGUAGAUGGAAGCAGUUCACUGUUCUUGUAUUCUCAUGUCAUGGCUGUGCAGAAAGGAUCCCAAAGUUACACCACCCACCACUAUCAAAAUUAACUUUUGCUCGCACUUUAAACAUUGUUGUUUCUAUUGGAUAUUUCAAUGUUUAGCCUAACCAUAAUUAUAAUAUAUGGCCUCAUAUGUAGUUUUGGGGGUGAUUGUUAAUGUUGUCUUUUCAUUUGACCAAUACACUUGUCCAUGUGAAUUACA
Messenger RNA from Coregonus sp. 'balchen', 4097 nucleotides. NCBI's taxonomy places the organism in Eukaryota, Metazoa, Chordata, Actinopteri, Salmoniformes, Salmonidae. The record is from the annotation of a GenBank genome assembly.